AUGAUCAAAUCACGUUUUCAAAAAUAUGUGGCACUUUUUGCCCUCCUUGUCCUUGGUGUUGAUGCUCUGGACACAUUUAUUGCUGCAGUGUAUGAGCAUGCUGUUAUAUUACCAAACAGAACAGAAACACCUGUAUCAAAAGAAGAUGCUUUGCUCCUAAUGAACAGGAACAUAGACGUUUUGGAGAAAGCCGUAAAACUGGCAGCUAAGCAGGGUGCACAUAUCAUUGUGACUCCAGAAGAUGGGAUUUAUGGCUGGGUUUUCACAAGAGAGACCAUUUACCCCUACUUGGAGGAUAUCCCAGACCCCAAAGUGAACUGGAUUCCAUGUAGAGACCCCCAUAGGUUUGGUCACAGUCCAGUGCAAGAAAGGCUCAGCUGCCUGGCCAAGCACAACUCUAUCUACAUUGUGGCAAAUACUGGGGACAAGAAGCCAUGCAAUGCCAGUGACCCUCAGUGCCCUGCUGAUGGCCAUUACCAGUACAACACUAAUGUGGUGUUCGAUUCUGAUGGUAAACUAGUGGCACGCUACCAUAAGUACAAUCUUUUUGCACCUGAAAUUCAAUUCGAUUUCCCCAAGGAUUCAGAAUUUGUGACUUUUGAGACUCCUUUUGGGAAGUUUGGCAUUUUCACUUGUUUUGAUAUUUUUUCCCAUGACCCAGCUGUGGCUGUGGUGGAUGACUUUAAGGUGGACAGCGUAGUGUACCCCACGGCCUGGUACAACACACUGCCCCUCCUCUCGGCUGCCCCCUUCCACUCAGCCUGGGCCAGAGCCAUGAGAGUCAAUCUCCUCGCUGCAAACACUCACAACACCAGCAUGCACAUGACAGGGAGUGGCAUCUACGCACCAGAAGCAGUCAAGGUGUACUACUAUGACAUGGAAACGGAGAGUGGACAGCUGAUGUUAUCAGAAUUGAAGUCCAGGCCUUGCCGUGAACCUGACUACCCAGAAGCUGUUGACUGGAGCGCUUAUGCCAGAAAUAUCAAGCCAUCUCCACAUGAGCAGUCAGAUUUUCCAGGAAUGAUUUAUUUUGAUGAGUUCACCUUCACUGAGCUUAAGGAAAACACAGGAAAUUACACAGUUUGCCAGAAAGAUCUGUGUUGCCACUUAACUUAUAAGAUGUCUGGUAAGAGAACAGAUGAAGUGUAUGCCGUAGGUGCUUUCGAUGGACUGCACACAGUAGAAGGCCAAUAUUACCUACAGAUAUGCACAUUGCUGAAGUGUCAAACCACUGACUUGAAAACUUGUGGGGAGCCUGUGGGGUCAGCGUUUACCAAGUUUGAAGACUUCUCCCUCAGCGGCACAUUUGGGACAAGUUAUAUUUUCCCACAGAUUGUUCUAAGUGGGAGCCAACUUGCCUCUGAGAGACAUUAUGAGGUUUCAAGAGAUGGUCGUUUGAAGAGCCGAAGUGGAGCCCGUUUACCUGUCCUAGUCUUGGCUCUGUAUGGAAGAGUGUUUGAGAAGGACCCUCCACGCUUAGGGCAGGGGCCUAAGAAGUUACAAUGA
Molecule: messenger RNA, 1506 nt
Organism: Orycteropus afer afer
Lineage: Eukaryota; Metazoa; Chordata; Mammalia; Tubulidentata; Orycteropodidae
Product: vascular non-inflammatory molecule 3
Exons: 7
Coding region: 1-1506 (501 amino acids)
Molecular function (GO): hydrolase activity, acting on carbon-nitrogen (but not peptide) bonds, in linear amides
Source: RefSeq, a predicted model, not a curated record